Haliotis rufescens (red abalone) is the source of this 1129-nucleotide messenger RNA. RefSeq lists its product as uncharacterized. The record is from RefSeq and is a predicted model, not a curated record. The transcript has 4 exons. Bases 87 to 578 code for a protein of 163 amino acids. Lineage: Eukaryota; Metazoa; Mollusca; Gastropoda; Lepetellida; Haliotidae.
CAUUCGUGGAGACGCCCAGGGAUCACGAGUUGAGAAGUGCGGGAGAUUCAAACUCGUUUUUCCAGACAACCAGCGGCAUAUCAGCAAUGACAGAGACAAAGUUGACAGCCUCUGGGGCAAAGCUUUACCGCCAGGGAUCAGCAUGGGAGACCCUGGACGAGAGAUACAAGAGACUUGCUUCAAUCACCCCUCUACCCUCCACACGCAGGGGUGAAAUCCUGAUCGAGACACUCGGCGAGAGGAUAGCUCGGAUAUCAAAGCAGCAGAGAGAAGCCCGACGCCGUGAUCGACUUGCAGCUGAAGUUCUAUCCCAAAUGGACCAAGCUGUCGGAACCAUCGGCCUGCAGGGGACGGAUCAGCCCCGUCCAAGAGUCAUCAGGUCAGCCAGAGCCAGAGGGGCAGUCCCAGGAUACCCCUAUGGGGAGUUCCUUCACUUUGAGCGCGGACCUCACAAGGGCCGUAACUUUGACACCAUCAUGGACCCUGUUGUCAUCAGGAGGUCAUCCUACGCCCGUGGAGCUCCUCCACCCAUUGUCACAUUCAGCAAAAGGGCCCAAGAACUCAUCGGGGACUUCUAAAGACAUGCAGAACUAACUCCUCCCUGGACAGGAGGUGAAUACAGAGAUGGCCGUGUACAUCAGUCUGUCCACCAACACCAUCAGAAUACACAGACUACAGCCACUCAGCAUCAGCUCAGUAUCAGUGUAACAGUUGAAUCUUAUCUCAUGAACACUUGUGCAUCUUUGUGCUUUUUGUACAUUGUAAAUUUGCAACGAUGGAUCACAGCGAUGGAAGAAAAAUAAUAUUGUUUGCAUCACAUGCAUAUUAGGUGAAGCUGUUUAUCCACUAUAUAUCCACACAAAAAUAUCUUGCAGCUUGUCAUUGACAGCAAUUGUUUUCUUGAAGUAAGUAAGUUUUGUUAAUGUGAUGCAAUGAAAAGAAAUGUGCAAACAAACAAAAUAAAAAAAUGAUAUAGUUUGAUUGAUAAAAAAAUCAUAAACAAAACAUAUUACUUUACAUAAUAUUUUGAGUCAACUAUUUACCAUGUUUACCUGUACUUCCUUUUUGUACACUUGAAAAUAAAUUUAACCAAUUAAUAUCAGUAUUGAUUCAAUUAAUUAUGUUUGAA